AUGUCAACGAACUUCGCAACAAAAGAUGGUAUCCUCAUUCGGGUAAUGACCAAAGAGGACUUCAAGAAGAUCGAAGAAUCCAUUUACGACGAAGAACCGCUGCGGUCUGGAUUAGAGGAUGACACGAAGGCUGAAGUGCAGUUAGCUCUAAUUGAGGGAUUAGAAAACUAUCACAAUUCAUUGAUAGAACAGGGCAAUUGCUUGGUGGCAAUCAAUGAGAAUGAUGGUGGACGGAUUGUUGGAAGUGUCUUGGCAGGAUGUGAAACCUACAGCAAUCUACAGAAGAAUCUUGCGUUAGUUGCUGCCCUGGAUGAUGGUACUUUUAAAAGAAUUGCCACGUUUGAGUUUGAGACCAAAAUCAAAGUGAACUACUUUGAACGCUUUGGUGUUUCUAGGGUGCUUCUUUCUCAUAUGACAAAUGUCGAUGCAUCUGUGCGAGGAAAGGGACUCGGAACACGCUUAACUGCUGCUCUUAUAGAAUUGGGUCGGAUCCAAGGCUUUCCUAUUAUGAUUGCAUUUUGUACGAGUUUCUAUUCAGCCCGACAAAAGAAGGCAUUGGGAAUGGAGUGCAUUUAUACUCAGGCCUAUCAAGACUAUAGGGAUGCCAAUGGCGAAGCGGUGUUUAAACCUCCAGCUCCUCAUACCCAUACACGCAUCUUGGCUACUAAACUAUGA
Molecule: messenger RNA, 675 nt
Organism: Drosophila albomicans
Lineage: Eukaryota; Metazoa; Arthropoda; Insecta; Diptera; Drosophilidae
Product: arylalkylamine N-acetyltransferase-like 2
Exons: 1
Coding region: 1-675 (224 amino acids)
Molecular function (GO): N-acetyltransferase activity
Source: RefSeq, a predicted model, not a curated record